Ochotona curzoniae (black-lipped pika) is the source of this 1822-nucleotide messenger RNA. It is a transcript of the gene B4GALT2, whose product is annotated as beta-1,4-galactosyltransferase 2. Gene Ontology annotation, biological process: carbohydrate metabolic process. Lineage: Eukaryota; Metazoa; Chordata; Mammalia; Lagomorpha; Ochotonidae. The transcript is spliced from 9 exons. Gene Ontology annotation, molecular function: glycosyltransferase activity. The record is from RefSeq and is a predicted model, not a curated record. Bases 78 to 1190 code for a protein of 370 amino acids.
CCCUGAAUGUCCAGGUGUGUGCAUGGCUGUCAGCCGGAUGCCCGGGCCCACUGGGCAGGCCGGCGGCUGCCUGCGGGAUGAGCAGACUGCUGGGGGGGACGCUGGAGCGCGUGUGCAAGGCCGUGCUCCUCCUCUGCCUGCUGCACUUCCUCGUGGCCGUCAUCCUCUACUUUGAUGUCUAUGCCCAGCACCUGGCCUUCUUCAGCCGCUUCAGUGCCCGCGGCCCUGCCCGUGCCCUCCACCCAGCUGCCAGCAGCAGUGCCAACUGCUCGCGGCCCAACGCCACUGCCCCCAGCUCUGGGCUCCCUGAGGUCCCCAGUGUCAGGCCUCCUGGCCCCACAGCUCCAGUCUUGCCACCCUGUCCUGACUUGCCGCCUGGUCUCGUGGGCCGGCUGCUGAUUGAGUUCACCUCGCCCAUGCCCCUAGAGCGGGUGCAGAGGGAGAACCCGGGCGUGCUCCUGGGGGGCCGCUACACCCCGCCCGACUGCACACCCGCCCAGACGGUGGCGGUCAUCAUCCCUUUUAGACACCGGGAGCACCACCUCCGCUACUGGCUCCACUAUCUGCAUCCGAUCCUGCGGAGGCAGCGGCUGCGCUACGGCAUCUAUGUCAUCAACCAGCACGGCGAGGACACCUUCAACCGGGCCAAGCUGCUCAAUGUGGGCUUCCUGGAGGCGCUGAAGGAGGACGCUGCCUACGACUGCUUCAUCUUUAGUGACGUGGACCUGGUGCCCAUGGACGACCGCAACCUGUACCGCUGUGGUGACCAGCCCCGCCACUUCGCCAUUGCCAUGGACAAGUUUGGCUUCCGGCUGCCCUAUGCCGGCUACUUUGGAGGCGUGUCAGGCCUGAGUAAAGCCCAGUUUCUGAGAAUCAAUGGCUUUCCCAACGAGUACUGGGGCUGGGGUGGUGAGGAUGACGACAUCUUCAACAGGAUCUCCCUGACUGGGAUGAAGAUCUCACGCCCGGACAUCCGCAUAGGCCGCUACCGCAUGAUCAAGCACGACCGGGACAAGCAUAACGAGCCCAACCCUCAGAGGUUCACCAAGAUCCAGAAUACGAAGCUGACCAUGAAGCGGGACGGCAUCGGGUCGGUGCGGUACCAGGUGCUGGAGGUGUCCCGGCAGCCACUCUUCACCAACAUCACAGUGGACAUUGGGCGGCCCCCAGCGUGGCCCCCCCGGGGCUGACUCAUGGACAAGAGGCUCUUGGUGCCAAGGGGUGCCUGCCAGUGAACUGACCCCAACCUGGCCAGCAGCCGUUCUGCGGGUUAUUCCCCCCAGGACUGAGACUGGGGGCUCUGCUUUCCGAGGAGCCUCAAUAGGUCCCGCGGUGGCACCUGGAAAUUUCAGAACCCACUCGGGUGCAUCCGGUCUGGGCAGGCCCCUCCUUCCUGCCCCUAUUCCUACACCCCCUCCAGCCCAGCCCAGCCCCCACUCACUGUCAGGGUCGGGCCAGCCCCUGCACUGCCUCGCGGAGUGGCCUGGGCUAGGUCACUUCACCUCUCUGUGCCUCAGUUUCCCCCCUUGAGUCCCCUAGGGCCUGGAAGGGUGGGAGGUGUGUGACUAGAGGGCAGCGUCUCUUCCAGGGGGAGGGGAUCCUCAGACCUGGGGAGUGUCCCCCCUGUGCUCCCAGGGGAGGGGAAACCUUUUUCACUCAAUAUUGUAGGGGGCAAGAUUUGGUGUGCCCCCCGCCCUGCCGAGGAGCAGCCCAGGAGGGGGCAAAAGGGGGUGCUGUGUUGCUGCCUAAGUUUUGGGGCUGGUCUUUGCAUGGGGGGACGAGCAGGGCUUGGAUCCCUCUACCUGGUUCUCGCCUCCCCAGC